Cloeon dipterum is the source of this 2171-nucleotide messenger RNA. RefSeq names its product ornithine decarboxylase-like. Lineage: Eukaryota; Metazoa; Arthropoda; Insecta; Ephemeroptera; Baetidae. Bases 613 to 2004 code for a protein of 463 amino acids. The transcript has 10 exons. The record is from RefSeq and is a predicted model, not a curated record. Gene Ontology annotation, molecular function: ornithine decarboxylase activity. Gene Ontology annotation, cellular component: cytoplasm.
CUUCUCCUUGUACGAUCCUUCCUUGUAGGCCGUGGUUGCAUUCGCCUGUCGCAUGACGAGUUACUACUAAAACAGUCGUUUCUCGGGGGUGUUUGUGCCGUCGUCCAGUCGCGGUUCGUCGUUUGUCAAGUUCCAGCCACCACGGAGACCGUACCGCCCUGACGAAGAGGCAACCACGCGCCUACAGAGCACAAACCACUCCUUUCUCUCGUGGGUCGCAGAGCCCGCAGCAGUUGUCAUCCUCGAUUGGACCUGUAUGGUGUCGUGAAGAGGCCCUCACAGACCUCCAAAUUCAGCGACGAUCCCUCUUUUUGAGACUCAAGUUUAACAAGCAAUCACCAUUACGCCGAUAACAGCAAGCCAGCCGAAAGGGUGGCAGUCUUUGGGCCAGUUGACAACAUCACCAAGGCUUCCAGCACCGCCUGUUGUUAGCAUCUACAACAACAACUGGCGCCUGGUCCUCAACGGAGAUCCUCCCUGGGUCACCCUAGAAGGCUGAGACUAACCGUGCUUGUACACUACAUUUAAAAGCUCCAAAACGCUUAUAUCUUCGAAUAGUUUUCUAUCUUGUUGUCAUUUAAGACCCAUUUGCUAAACAUACCAACCAAAACCAUGAAGUUCGACGAGAACAUCACUCUGCUUGAGCCAGAACGUUCCGUUUGGCAGGUGAUCGAACAGAUCGCCUAUUCAGGGAUGCAAGAAGAAGCUUUCUAUGUUCUGGACAUUGGGGAUAUAGUGCGCAAACAUGAAGAGUGGAAGUUGAAGCUUCCCAAAGUUGAGCCUCACUAUGCCGUCAAAUGCAAUGACAGCAUGAUGGUGCUGGAAGUCUUGAAUUCGCUUGGAACCAGCUUUGACUGUGCCUCCAAGGCUGAAAUAGCUAAGGUCAUGCAGUUGGGCGUGGACCCCAGCAAGAUCAUCUUCGCCAACCCUGUCAAGCAGGCCUCGCACAUCCGCUACGCUGCCAACGCGGGUGUGGCCACUAUGACAUUUGACAAUGAGACAGAGCUGCACAAGAUUAAGUCUCUCUACCCCUCUGCUAAGCUGGUGAUUCGCAUUCGUUGCGAUGCGACUGCUGCCCAAUGUCCCCUGGGCAUGAAAUUUGGUGUCGAGGUUGAAAACGCCUUUGCCCUUCUGGAGACGGCCUACUCCCUUGAACUGGAUGUGAUUGGGGUCAGCUUCCACGUGGGCUCUGGAUGCUCUGACCCUCCAGUGUUCCACCGAGCCAUUCAGGCUGCUAGGGCCUUAUUCGAUGAUGCCAAACGAAUUGGAUUUGAGUUUACUCUACUUGACAUUGGAGGCGGCUUCCCAGGCAAUAAGGGUUCCUCUCUUACCAAGAUUGCUGAGGUGGUGAAUGGUGCACUAGACAAGUUCUUCCCAGACGGUUGCGGAGUCAAGGUCAUCGCUGAACCAGGCCGAUUCUACGUUGCAUCUGCCUACACCUUGGCUACCCUGAUCCAUUCCAAGCGCGAGGUGAAAAACGUGGACGGCACUCAUUCUUUCAUGUACUACAUCAAUGACGGCGUUUACGGAAGCUUCAACUGUCUGCUCUACGACCACGCUGUCGUCACACCCAUUCCUCUAAAGGAGACAGCAAACACCAAGAAGCAAAUCACCGGCACCAUCUGGGGCCCAACCUGUGACGGCCUGGACCAAGUGACUGGGCCAGUGAUGCUGCCUGAAAUGGAGAUUGGAGAGUGGUUCGUGUUCCAGAACAUGGGCGCCUACACCCUGCCCGUUGCCAGCACCUUCAACGGAAUGCCCAUCCCGAAAGUUAACGCCAUUGCCAAUGAAAGCACUCUUCUCAUGCUAAAGGAUGUUCCAUCUCUGAAUGAGGACAACUUCAAAGGCAAUGAUAUGCCUAACAACCUGCUGGCGGAACUGGACCUGAGUGAGCAAAAUCGUUAUCACGUUGACCAGCAGUCCACCUCCUCGUCGCUGGCCAGCUUCCCAAUGAGUUUCUCCUCUGACAGCUUCAUCGACGAUUUUGUGGAGCCAGUUAACUGAUUGUUAGGGAACAUUUUGGGUUUACGCGUCACUAAAAGCCCCACGUUAUAUUCCUUUUAUAAAUAUUUUACUCCUCGAUGCUGUUGGCUCACUCACGGUCCAGAUCAGAAAUAUCAUGUAAUCUGUUUUUUGAAGAUCAAUAAAAUAUUGCUGGUAUGUGAAACUCU